AUGACUACAAACCAGAUGGUAGUGGCAAAACUUGUAGCUUUGCGUCCUAGGCCUAUUAUACUACUGAAGUUUAGGGUGGAUGGAAUUAUAUACAAUCCACUUGAUGGUGAAAUUCUUAACUGGCCAACUGGUCAAAUGGACGCUAAUCUUCAAAUGAUCGCGAAGAAGUAUGUUGACCAUGGAAUGCCUACUGAGGCAGCUCCGAAGUUUUCAGUUGAGAAGAUGGUCCUUUCUGAAGAGUCCAAGGGUGUGGAAUCAUUUAAUGGAAGGGAUUUGCUUGGUUGUUGCCAAAAGUGGAGUGAAUUUGAAUGCCUAAUUGCAACCCUUGAGUUCGAUCGUGAUAAGAAAUCCAUAGGUGUAAUUGUCAACUCUGUUUCAAGGGAGGAUUCAUUGCUAGCGAAGGGUGCUGUAGAAAAUUUUCUUGAGAAAAGCACUAAGGUUCAGUUGCUUGAUGGCACUGUUGUACCACUAGAUGAUAGCUCAAGGACCUAUAUCGUGCAAGCUCUUCAUGAGAUGUCAACUAGUGCUUUGAAACCACUAAUGAUGCGCCUGUUUUGA
Messenger RNA from Pyrus x bretschneideri (Chinese white pear), 558 nucleotides. Its product is annotated as calcium-transporting ATPase 4, endoplasmic reticulum-type-like. The coding region runs from base 1 to 558 and encodes 185 amino acids. The record is from RefSeq and is a predicted model, not a curated record. Gene Ontology annotation, molecular function: nucleotide binding. The transcript has 2 exons. Lineage: Eukaryota; Viridiplantae; Streptophyta; Magnoliopsida; Rosales; Rosaceae.